AGUACUGGCAACCUCCUCGGCGCUCUCCGCCUUUACGCCUGGGAUGGAGAAGCAUUUCAGCGGCACGAGGACCACGCCGGGCUUUGCGACUCCUCGCUCCAAGCGUGGCUCAUCGCCUGCUGCGCUUCUCCGUGCCGCCUGGCUGCAAUUUUCCCUCCGCCUGUUCCAGACUCCCACCCCGACAAGCGAGGCUGUUCCCGCUCCUGCAGAGGGAGCGCAGCAGGCGGAGCAGGGCGGGGGUGCCGGAGGUAGCGGCACCAGUCUUGAAGAUCUGCAAUAAGACUGUGAAGUAAUUCAUCCUUUUGUCACUGAUCAAAAUGUUAGAAGAAGAUAUUGAAGUGGCCAUCAAAGUGGUGGUGGUAGGAAAUGGGGCUGUCGGGAAGUCCAGUAUGAUCCAGAGAUAUUGCAAAGGGAUUUUUACAAAAGAUUACAAGAAAACUAUUGGAGUUGAUUUCCUGGAAAGACAAAUUCAAGUCCAUGAUGAAGAUGUACGAUUAAUGCUAUGGGACACAGCAGGUCAAGAAGAAUUUGAUGCAAUUACCAAAGCUUAUUACAGAGGAGCCCAGGCUUGCGUGCUUGUAUUUUCCACCGUUGAUAGAGACUCUUUUGAGGCAAUCCCUAACUGGAAGGAGAAAGUAGUAUCUGAAGUUGGAGAGUUACCUACAGUUCUUGUUCAGAACAAGAUUGAUCUCCUGGAUGAUUCUUGCAUAAAGAAUGAAGAAGCUGAGGCAUUGGCAAAAAAGCUAAAAUUAAGAUUCUACCGAACGUCUGUAAAGGAGGAUUUAAAUGUAACAGAAGUUUUCAGGUAUUUGGCUGAGAAGUAUCUUCAAAGACUCAAACAACAAACAGCUGAAAAUCCUGAAGUAGUACAUACGAGUAGUAACAAAAUCGGCGUUUUCAACACAGCAGGCGGAAGUCACUCUGGCCAGAAUUCUAGCAUGCUUAAUGGUGGUGACGUCAUCAGCCUUAGGCCUAACAAACAACGAACCAAGAAAAACAGAAGCCCUUUUAGCAACUGUAGCAUACCUUAAACAGAGAAGAAAAGACGGUCUGACAAAGGCGUUUCAGCUGAAGUCGGCAAGGAACACAGCUGACUGUAGCAGUCCAGUGCUUUCACAAGUGUUGGAAUCCCACAGUGAUAGUGGAUAUUGCUGUUGCAAUGAAUUAUUGUUGGUACAUAGUUAAGACUAGUGGUGGCACAGAAAUAGAACCAUUGCCCCAUGCCUUCAUUUUACAUUGAAUAGGACAACUUUCUGGUUGAAAGGUACAAUGUAUUAAAGUGUGUAACAGGUCUCACUUUUUACAGUUCAACUGAAAUUCUUAAAUCUCAGUAUCACUCAUGCUGUCUUAAGAUAAAAUAGUUUUUUCUUACUUAGCUGACCGGAUAAUUCAUUAGGAAAGUAUUUUAAAGCAGAAGUUUAUAGUUUGUUAAACUACUCCAGUGCAUAUUCUGGCAGUGUCAUAGGUGCAAUAUUUGUAUAGUUUAUUAAUUCUAACAGCAGUGUACAUCUAUAGAUAAUUCGUGAAAGGUUCAGGCUAAAGAUAAGCAGGUACUCUAUUCAAUUAUGUAGUCCUGAUAACCUAACUACUAAAGCGGCAUCGACCUUUCCAAAAUGGUACUGAUUAAACUUCUCCCAAUAUUGUGGGCCUUAAUUUUUAAUACGAUUGUGUGCUGUGCCAAAUAAUGAAUUUUUAUGCUGCUACGCUUAAAAAUAUUUUUGUCAAAUUCAUUUAAUACACUUUCUAAAUUUUAUCCAGAUAAACAGAAGAUAAAAAGAAUAGCCAAGCCCUUCAAGUUUCCUUUUUUAAAAGAAAGAUCUACAAUUAUAUAUUCAUAUACUAUUAAUUUUUGGAAAAGAUGAUCAAAUAUUGAAGAGACUUGCUACCCAAAGAUUAAACAUUUUCAAGGAAUUUCUCCACUGCAUCUUUAAUAUCUAUUGUGAAUCCCAUGUUCAGUUAGAGGCACCUUCUUUUUUGUCAUGUUAAGAUGCACCCUAUUCUUAAUCACACUGCAUGAAUGUACGGCUGUACACUCACCUAGAAGAAAGUCUCAUGAAUUCAGUUGGGCGGAUUCUGCAUGGGCCAAAACAACGGUGUGAAAAUGGUGUAAACCCUUUUACACCGUUUUAAACCAUUUUACACCACUGUGUUUGGCCCAUGCAGAAUCCGCUUUGGUCUUACUUCAGAGUUAAUGUGCAUAGGAUUGGGUUAUGAGUCUCACAGAAAGUGAUGUAGUAUCAUAUAAUGUGUUUAGGAUCAGGAUGUUAAAACUGCAGUUCAGUGUUACAAGAUCAGUCAGUGGCAAAAUUUUAAUGUGCUUGCUUUGUCCUUUUUUAAAAGCAUUAAUUCAAGCAUGCAUUUUCAGUAUGAGUUCUGUCUACAUGUUUAAUAUUUUUGCAAUAUUUGUGUGACAAAGUUCAGCCAGCACCAAAUUGUUUGUUUCCAAAAUAUAUUAGAUCACUAAUUUCGGAGCAUAGAUAAUAUUCAACGGUAGUUCAUAUGAUGUGGCGCUGAAGCUCCCCCCAGCAUUGAUCUUUUGGUUAAAAUAUUUCUUGCUAUGAGUUUUUCUUUAAGCUAUUCUGUCAGUUGCUUUUACAAACUGUACUCACCAGAAUUGAAAUGCUGCAUUUACAUGAGAAAGUACACCUUCAUCUGACAUUGGUGUUGGAGAGGGCUUCUAACAUUCCAUGGAUUUAUAUACAAUAAAUAUCACUUGUAUACUUUUCAGAGAAA
Sphaerodactylus townsendi is the source of this 2733-nucleotide messenger RNA. It is a transcript of the gene RAB23, whose product is annotated as RAB23, member RAS oncogene family. Gene Ontology annotation, molecular function: GTPase activity; GTP binding. Lineage: Eukaryota; Metazoa; Chordata; Lepidosauria; Squamata; Sphaerodactylidae. Bases 318 to 1031 code for a protein of 237 amino acids. The transcript is spliced from 7 exons. The record is from RefSeq and is a predicted model, not a curated record.